Dentiscutata heterogama is the source of this 480-nucleotide messenger RNA. NCBI's taxonomy places the organism in Eukaryota, Fungi, Glomeromycota, Glomeromycetes, Diversisporales, Gigasporaceae. The record is from the annotation of a GenBank genome assembly.
AUGGGAAUAUGGCUAUUUAAUCCCAAUGCCAUUAGCCCUAGCCAUCUUGAACCCUCAAUGGCAACACAUAACUUCGACCUACCAAAUUCUGAGCAACCAAUUCAUCUACUUAAAGUUGAACAUUUAGAAACAGAUCUGGAGCUUUAUAAAAAUCCAGGUACCAGUCCUUUGUGGCUGGUGCUUAAAUAUCCUCUGCAGCAGCAUUCGAAGCAGGUUGAAGAUCUGGAGGUAAAUAAAGUGCAGCCCGAAAUUCAGCAGCCCAAGAAAAAAUGGAAGACCAUGCCUUUCUCCUGGCUUCUUACGAGUGAAGAGUCAUUGUGUUUGUUGAGGGAAGUGGAGGAAGAUGCAGAAAGAGUUGCUAAUGAAAAAAAAGAAAAAAAAGAGAUUGCCAUCCAAAAACAAAUAGCAAAGGAGUGGAGAAGGCACAGAAACAAGAAAUUCCCAAGCAAAAAAAAGAAGAAAGAGAGUGUGCAAAGUUAG